Messenger RNA from Cucurbita moschata (crookneck pumpkin), 2660 nucleotides. RefSeq names its product pentatricopeptide repeat-containing protein At2g37230-like. The record is from RefSeq and is a predicted model, not a curated record. The transcript has a single exon. Lineage: Eukaryota; Viridiplantae; Streptophyta; Magnoliopsida; Cucurbitales; Cucurbitaceae. Gene Ontology annotation, molecular function: protein binding. Bases 92 to 2362 code for a protein of 756 amino acids.
UCCAACAGAAUUCCGAUGCAUUGAGGUUUGACGUUGUAAGAGACUCAUCUAGGAAGCACGCCAUCGGCGUUUCGACGUAAUCUUAUCAUCCAUGGCUCACAUUUCUUUAUCUAAGCCUCACUACAGCCGUAUCCGGGUUCUUUCCAGUUCUUCAAUUUCGUGCCCAACCGCCCUCAAUUCGCUUAAUUUCUUCAGCUCUACUCAAGAACUGAUCCCCACAGCUACUCAAAAUCAAUGCCCCAGUGAUCAAUCCGCCAGUUCCGAUGCUGCAGUGGCUGUUAAUGUCGACGUGCAAGUUAAUCGAAGAACCCCUAGAGGUAAGCAUCGAAACCCAGAAAAAAUUGAGGAUAUUAUUUGUAGAAUGAUGGCAAAUCGUGAAUGGACAACUCGUUUACAGAAUUCCAUUCGGUCGUUGGUUCCUCAAUUUGAUCACUCUCUUGUUUGGAAUGUGUUGCAUGCUACUAAGAACUCGGAUCAUGCGCUCAAGUUCUUCCGGUGGGUAGAACGAGCCGGCUUAUUCCGACAUGAUCGCGAUACCCAUUUGAAAAUAAUUGAGAUUCUUGGUCGAGCUUCGAAGCUUAACCAUGCCCGUUGCAUUCUCCUUGAUAUGCCCAAUAAGGGUGUUGAAUGGGAUGAAGAUUUAUUUGUUGUAUUGAUUGACAGUUAUGGUAAAGCUGAGAUAGUUCAGGAAGCUGUGAAAAUAUUUCAAAAGAUGAAGGAAUUGGGCGUUGAGAUAAGUGUUAAAUCUUAUGAUGCUUUGUUUAGGGUGAUUUUGAGGAGAGGGAGGUAUAUGAUGGCGAAGAGGUACUUCAAUGCUAUGUUGAAUGAAGGAAUUGAGCCGACUCGCCAUACCUAUAAUUUGAUGCUUUGGGGUUUCUUUCUGUCGUUGAGGCUCGAGACAGCCAAGAGGUUUUUUGAAGACAUGAAGAGUAGAGGUAUAUCGCCCGAUGUCGUUACGUAUAACACUAUGAUUAACGGGUAUUAUCGGUUCAAGAUGAUGGAGGAGGCAGAGCAAUUCUUUACUGAGAUGAAGGGGAAGAAUAUCGUACCGACAGUGAUAAGCUAUACUACUAUGAUAAAAGGUUACGUUUCGGUUGGCCGAGUUGAUGAUGGAUUGAGAUUGUUUGCAGAGAUGAAGGCUGUUGGUGUGCAGCCAAAUGGUAUUACUUAUUCAACUCUGCUCCCUGGUCUGUGCGAUGCAGAGAAAAUGUCGGAAGCGCGACAAAUUUUGACCGAAAUGGCGAGCAAGUAUAUUUCUCCAAAGGAUAGUUCCAUUUUCAUGAGAUUGUUAUCUUGCCAAUGCAAACAUGGUGAUUUGGAUGCUGCUAUGCACGUUCUGAAAGUGAUGAUUCGGUUAAGCAUUCCGACAGAGGCUGGACAUUACGGUAUUUUGAUCGAGAACUGUUGCAAAGCUGAAAUGUACGAUCGAGCUGUUAAAUUGCUCGACAAUCUCGUCGAAAAGGAAAUCAUAUUGAGGCCACAAAGUAGUCUGGAAAUCGAGCCUAGUGCGUAUAACCCUAUUAUUCAGUAUCUGUGCAACAAUGGACAGACUGGAAAGGCUGAAACCUUUUUCCGGCAGUUGUUGAAGAAGGGUAUUCAAGAUGAGGUUGCGUUAAAUAAUUUGAUUCGUGGCCAUUCCAAAGAAGGUAAUCCUGAAUUGGCUUAUGAAAUGUUGAAAAUCAUGGGUAGGAGAGGCGUGUCGAGGGAUGCCGAGUCUUUUAAGGUGCUUAUCGAGAGCUACUUGAGCAAAGGCGAACCAGCUGAUGCUAAAACAGCUCUGGAUGGCAUGAUUGAAUGUGGGCACUAUCCCGACUCGGCGUUGUUUAGAUCAGUGAUGGAAAGUCUAUUUGCAGACGGGAGGGUGCAGGCCGCGAGCCGAGUAAUGAAUAGUAUGUUGGAUAAACGAAUAACCGAAAACUUAGACUUAGUUGCUAAAAUCUUAGAAGCCCUUUUCAUGAGAGGGCACGUCGAGGAAGCAUUAGGACGAAUCGAUUUGCUAAUGAGCUGCCACUGCCCGCCUGAUUUCCCUAGUCUUUUAUCUGUUCUUUGUGAAAAGGGGAAAACCAUUGCAGCUCUCAAGCUUUUAGAUUUCGGGUUGGAAAGGGAAUGCAACAUAGAGUUCUCGAGUUAUGAGAAAGUACUCGACGCGCUUUUGGGGGCAGGGAAGACAUUGAAUGCGUACUCGAUUCUAUGCAAGAUCAUGGAGAAAGGAGGAGGGGCCAAGGAUUGGAGUAGCUGUGAUAAUCUGAUCAAAAGGCUGAAUCGGGAAGGGAACACAAAGCAAGCUGAUAUUCUCUCAAGAAUGAUGAUCAAUGGCGGAGGAGACAGAAAGGGAAGUAAGAAAUCUUGUGUUGCUGUUUGAUUCAAUAUAACUCAAAUUUUGGAGGGCAACCCAAGUGAGGGCGGCGGCCGGACGCAGGGAUCGCUCCGUUCAGGUCAUGUAAGCCUUGCCCUCUGCAUUCACCAUUGCUUUAUUUCCAAUGAAUCUCAAGCUAUUACCCAUCUGUUAUGAAAUUUGAUAUCUCUGGCCAUUGGUGUUCAUAAUUGUUUGAAUAAUAUGAUUCUGUAGCCCUCACCUAUUCCCACUCAAAUGGGUUCAAGUGAUUCUUUAGUACAAUGUAUUAUGAUGAGCACUAUUUAACACUAUUUUGUUCAUAAAA